Molecule: messenger RNA, 602 nt
Organism: Cydia pomonella (codling moth)
Lineage: Eukaryota; Metazoa; Arthropoda; Insecta; Lepidoptera; Tortricidae
Exons: 3
Coding region: 230-544 (104 amino acids)
Source: RefSeq, a predicted model, not a curated record
UAAUAAUAUACUUCGAAUUAUCAUUACAACUCUUUGUAUAAACUGUACUGGUACGGUACCAUACACAUAAAAUAAAAAAUAAAUUUUAUUGACAUACUUAUUUCUGGUUUUCGGGAACGUUCAAGUUUCAUUCAAACAGCCAAGUCUCAAAUUAAAACAUUGGUUUAUUAAUUAUUAUUUUACUUGAAGAGUUUAUAGCUUACAUACUUAAACCUAGAAAUCUACUAUCAUGUCAGCAGCAGAAGAACAGGACGAAACCCCUGAUGUCUUGGAGGAGACGGGAGCUCUGGAGGCCGACGUCGGGGCUCGAUUUGAUUACCAACUUAGUAACAUCGACCCGAGGCUCAAGAUCGACAUGGACCCUCUGGCACACAGAGACUUCCGCCCCGAAAUGAUGUUCAUACGGGAUGAGCUGCGCCAGGCCAAGUUUCAAGCCCUCGCCGUUCGCCGCAUGGCUCUCAAGCAGUUGCUGCUGCAGGACUUCAUCCGCGAGGACUGCGAGCUCCGGAACCUCGGGCUGGCGUACGCGCCGGCCGAUUCCUAACCAGCAAUCCGAACCGUCAAGCCCUAUUUAACUAUAAAUAAACUUCUGCAAUAUCGCA